Ailuropoda melanoleuca (giant panda) is the source of this 1063-nucleotide messenger RNA. RefSeq names its product cytochrome c1 (gene CYC1). NCBI's taxonomy places the organism in Eukaryota, Metazoa, Chordata, Mammalia, Carnivora, Ursidae. The record is from RefSeq and is a predicted model, not a curated record. Gene Ontology annotation, biological process: mitochondrial electron transport, ubiquinol to cytochrome c. Gene Ontology annotation, cellular component: respiratory chain complex III. The transcript has 6 exons. The annotation marks the transcript as partial. Gene Ontology annotation, molecular function: electron transfer activity; heme binding.
GCGGGGCUCUUGCAGGCAGUGUCCUUGUCGUCGAAGGCCGGCCUGUCCCGGGGCCGGAAAGUGAUGCUGUCAGCGUUGGGCAUGCUGGCGGCAGGGGGUGCAGGGCUAGCUGUGGCUCUGCAUUCUGCCGUGAGUGCCAGUGACCUGGAGCUGCACCCCCCCAGCUACCCGUGGUCCCACCGUGGACUCCUCUCUUCCCUGGACCACACCAGUAUCCGGAGGGGUUUCCAGGUAUAUAAGCAGGUGUGCUCCUCCUGCCACAGCAUGGACUACGUGGCCUACCGCCACCUGGUGGGUGUUUGCUACACGGAAGAAGAAGCUAAGGCACUCGCCGAGGAGGUGGAGGUUCAGGACGGCCCCAACGAGGACGGGGAAAUGUUCAUGCGGCCAGGGAAGCUGUCUGACUACUUCCCAAAACCGUACCCCAACCCUGAGGCCGCGCGAGCAGCCAACAAUGGAGCACUGCCCCCUGACCUCAGCUACAUCACCCGAGCUAGGCACGGUGGUGAGGACUACGUCUUCUCCCUGCUAACGGGCUACUGCGAGCCGCCUACCGGGGUGUCACUGCGAGAGGGCCUGUACUUCAACCCCUACUUUCCUGGCCAGGCCAUUGGCAUGGCUCCUCCCAUCUACGAUGAGGUCUUGGAGUUUGAUGAUGGCACCCCAGCUACCAUGUCCCAGGUGGCCAAGGAUGUGUGUACCUUCCUGCGCUGGGCAUCCGAGCCAGAGCACGACCAUCGCAAACGCAUGGGGCUCAAGAUGUUGAUGAUGAUGGGCUUGCUACUUCCUCUGAUCUACGCCAUGAAGCAGCAUAAGUGGUCAGUCCUGAAGAGCCGGAAGCUGGCAUAUCGGCCACCCAAGUGACCCUGCCCAAUGUCUGCUCGCUGUCUUGCCUGAAUGGGCCCUCAGGCCAAUGAGCCACCCUGGACCUGUUCAGGCCUCCAUUGGCCCUCUUGGCCAAGCCCCACUUUCUUUGGUUAAAGAGGGGAGGGGCCAGGAGACCAGGUUCUAGCUCCAGAUCCUUCAGCCUCCAUCAUGGAAAUAAAUUAAGUUUCUCAACACA